This is a messenger RNA of Schistosoma rodhaini, 1228 nucleotides long. Lineage: Eukaryota; Metazoa; Platyhelminthes; Trematoda; Strigeidida; Schistosomatidae. The record is from the annotation of a GenBank genome assembly.
CUUAAUUAUUUGAUCUUUGAUUACAUUGAAUUGGUAUUUACUCUUUUAUCUAUAAGCAUAUUCAAUAAGUAAGGACCGAUUACUUAGUUAAUCCUGUUAAUGACGAUAAAAAAUGACGAAGAGAGAGAGGGAGCAAAGAAUUCUUAAUCAACUUCUAUAUAUAUAAUCAUUAUAUCAUCAUAUUAGAAUGGUAAUAUUAACCAUUAACCAUGAAGCCAUUAUGUAUAUUAUGUUUACUUAUUUCAUUAAUAUUCUAUGUGAAUAGUAGAAUGGAAGAUUCUAUACAUCAACUACAACUUCAAAAGCAUCGUAAAAGAGGAAGUCAACCGAAUAUUUUUCAGUGCAUUACUUGUAAAAGUGGUACGGGAAAAGUUUUAAAUAUGAUUUUAAGUCCAUCAACUAACGAGUCGAUCAGUAAAACAAUUGAAACACUUUGUAUGGAAACAGGUCCAUUUAGUACUUCCUGUAGAAUGUUUGCAAGUGAACUUUCAUCACAAGUCUUCUAUCUUUUCCGUCAUAUAGUACCACAAAAGUGGUGUGCUUUCCUCGGUUUCUGCUAUUACCCACCUAUUGUACCUGUUUGUAGAUGUUGUAUCAAUACUGGGAAACUGAUAAAAUCAAUGUUAUUGUCAAAACCUUUUCUAUCAGAGUUAUAUAAUAACACAUUAACUAUAUGUGAUAAAUUACCUAAAUUAUCUAUCGUAUUUUCUACAGGAUGAGGAAGCUAACCCUAUGUCCAACCCUUCUCUUUUAUUCGGGCUUGGGAAGGGCCACAGGCGGAGUUCUCACAUUGUACAUCCAAAUGAUAAUUAUCGUUUUUAGAUAAAAUGAUUUUCCAUUGUAUUAUAAUUAUUCAAUUAAAUUUAUUGUGUUAUUUUAUUUUAGUGCAAUUCACUUCUACAUGAUAUUUUCAUGGCUAUAACCUUAAGCUUCAAGGAACAAUUUAUAGUUUAUCGACUCUGUAAGAAUGCUGGAUUUUGCCGAAAAAUUUCAAAACUUCUGUAUGAAUAUUAGUUGCUAUACAACAAACACUUAUGUUUCAUGAUGCUGAUGAAUUUAUUCGUACAAAUUAAGUAUACUAUUAGAAUGUUCAAAUUCUUUGGUUUAUUAUUAGAAGGGGGAGAUUUUGUGGAGAUUUUAGCAAUUUUAUAUAGUUGAAAUAGUGAGUCACUUGGAGUGGAUGAGCACUGCUGAGGAAUCCUACAAUAGGAUGAAACGGCCGUCCAGU